Messenger RNA from Phytophthora infestans T30-4, 915 nucleotides. RefSeq lists its product as uncharacterized. The transcript has 2 exons. NCBI's taxonomy places the organism in Eukaryota, Oomycota, Peronosporomycetes, Peronosporales, Peronosporaceae. The record is from RefSeq and is a predicted model, not a curated record. Bases 1 to 915 code for a protein of 304 amino acids.
AUGGUGGAGGAUGGCACACUGGCUGAGUUCUGCCGCCGCGUAGCUGCCUUCAAGGAGGAGCGCAACCGCCUGCUGCAGACGGCUGAGCUACAUAAAAAUCUGCAACUAAAGAAUGGACAGGAUCUGUACAAGUUUGAGGUGCAGCGCGCCCAUCAUCUGUGGGAGAACGACAGGAAAGAGCUCAAGGAAGAGCUACUGGCCAAGGUGGAUGCAGUCAUGGCCAAGCUCCAGGCGGAGAUGAAGACUCUGGCCGAGCCCGGAGCGGAGAUUGCAAACAUCGGGAGGAAAGCCAAACCGAAGCCGCAAGUGGACGAAGUUGACAAACCUUCGUUGUACGUUGCGGCUGUCAAGGAGAAGACUGAUGGGGACAAGAAGAUUAGCGAACCUGAACAGGAGGAGGGUGAAGUGCCCGAAUCACCUGCCACGACAAAAAAAGAAGUGCCUCCGGUCAAGCGACGCAAAAUGGACUCAACAACAAUCGGAGAACCCGUUGAGAUAUCGAAGUUACUACCGGUAGAGGCGGUACGCUUGCCGUUUGAUCAGGUCAGUUCCGAUAUUGCAGCUAUCGUGGGCGACCACAAGAAGACAGCGCAAGCAUCAGUCGAGCUGUUGGUAAACCACGGAAACCUGCCAUUCAAGCUCGAGCGACGGCGGCUCUUUUGUGGUAAGUACGUGUUCGAGGAUGGAGACGAAGUGCAUGCUUCGAUGCCGCUCAUGAAUGAAGAGUAUACGGGCGCAAUUUCGUCCAUCACGGACGACGCUAUCUACAUCAAGCUGGCAUCAGGCCAGAAGGCACGAAUGUUGCUGCCGCAUCUCGAGCGUCAUCGCUGCGAGCUUAAGCCACUGCUGCGUGGCGCUCCGUCCACGGGCAGUCUUCACAGCAUGGGCUGGUCUGAGUACGAUACGUUAUACUAA